This is a messenger RNA of Ylistrum balloti, 4692 nucleotides long. Its product is annotated as biotin--protein ligase-like. Gene Ontology annotation, biological process: protein modification process. The transcript has 12 exons. Bases 362 to 2992 code for a protein of 876 amino acids. Gene Ontology annotation, molecular function: biotin--[biotin carboxyl-carrier protein] ligase activity. Gene Ontology annotation, cellular component: cytoplasm. Lineage: Eukaryota; Metazoa; Mollusca; Bivalvia; Pectinida; Pectinidae. The record is from RefSeq and is a predicted model, not a curated record.
ACUGACACCGGGGAUUCUGAUCACCUUGUGAAACUUUCUCUAUAAGCUGUCAACAGAGCUAAUAACUGUAACUGCGAAGACCACUGAAGACAACUCUACUCAAAGAUUGGUUGAACACUGCAGUGUACAUUAUAUUGUUGCAAUGCCAACUUGGAUGUAUUUUUAACAGUCAGUUUUUCUGGCAUUGAUUGCUAAAGGCAAUAAUCCGACCUAGUUAACACCAAACUACCAGUAAAGAGACAUGAUGAAAUGGUGACUGGAUUUGAUAUUACAAGAAUGUUAAAAUGUCUCUUCUGUGAAAGUGACAUUAAACUUGACCUUGUCUUUUUAUUAGCUAGCUGAUAUAUUUUGAGUGGACAUCAUGAUACUUUCAUUGGGAUAUGCGGGUUUGUACCUAGUGCAGUGGCUGGUACAGUGGACGAGAAGAAACAUGUUCAGACGAGCCAUUUCUAAGGUGAUAGGGUCACAAGGUUUAAGUCUCGUGGUUCAGAGGUCACCACAAGGAUUAGAAGACCUGCUGAAAUCACUGAACAUAUGUACUUCAACACUGGAAACCCAAUGCUUACUGAACCCUAACAGGAAGGCUGUCAUUUCAUCCUUAAUGCCACAGGUGGAAGUGAACCUUUCAGACUGGACAUCAUACUAUGCCAUGCAGAAACAUUACCAUACAGAGGGUGGAGAAGAGAAUAUUAAUGUCUUACUGGAGGCUGUAAGGCCAACAGAUCGCAGUAACUUCCUCCAACGGGAGUUCUCUGUUCCAGAACCUCAGAAAAUACAUGUUGCGAGUCAUGGUACUGCUCUGGCCUGGAGGACAGGGCCUCCUUUUGGCAUCUUGAUGCGGUGUUCAUUGGAGGAAUUGGUUACUCUCUGCUUCGCCUUCUGUGAGGGAGCCUUAACAUUAGAUGAAGAACUACUUGUUCAAAGGAUUGUCAGUGUAAAGACGUGUGGGUCAGCUGCUGACCUUGUUCCACAGAUUGAGGAGUGCCAAGCUGGAGAGGACACUGUUACAGAGGAAACUGACCUCCAUCAAGAGCUGAACAUCAACAAUAUUCAGUCGGUCCUACUGAAAGCUCAGCGAGAUCGCCUAGGGGAAACUGUUUCAUGUGAUUGGUCCAACGAAUCACUGGCUUCAAGAACAAGCAUCUGUAGCUCCAACCUGUUGGAUUCUACAACCCCAACACCAUACAGCGAAAGUGUAGUGGAGGACGAGGCAGAGAGUGGUUGUGGUGAAGAACUCUGUGAGUUUGACUCUCAGUUUCUAGAAUCAGUAGAACGUGUGAAAAUGAUGUCAGGUAAUAUAAAACCUCCUAACAUUCUUGUGUAUUGUGGGAAGAAAGACACAGACAAAAAAUUUGCUGCUGUGAAAGCAACUUUGGAACAGUGUAUCAAUCUAGAACGUUAUGUUAUCUAUGCCUUAAACCAUGACCAAGUGAAGCGGGAUCCAUGGGCAGAUAACUCUGCUCUUCUGGUUGUGUCAUGUGACAGUCUCCAUGAUGGAGUAGGAGAUGCUUUUCUCCGAUACUUUGAGAGUGGAGGCAUCAUUCUCAGUUUUGGUAGUCCGUUUGAUGCCAUGUUUGUUGCUAGGCAUGAGAUAGAGCAUCAGGAUCACAUGGGGAUUUCCAAAGUCAAUUUUCUUACUUGGAAAGAAGUGUCUGUACUGUGUGGGAACCACUGGUAUGAUCCGAAAGAGGUCACAGGUGAAAAGGUCACUCUAACUGUUCUGGGGACAAACCAUAAUGGUCGUCCUGUUAUCUUAGAUGUGAAGUCACAGGCGGAGGAGGCUGGACAUGCUAUAAUGUCACAGGUGUUAUUAAACAGAGACCCAACAGAGCAUUCUAGUUCAGCUGAGCAGUUUACUCUGCUGAAACAAUCCAAUCAGGACCGUUGUGACAUGCUCAAAGAACUGUUACAGGACCUUGGUGUUGAUACAGAUACCAGCUCUGUACCAGUGUUUACACCAUGUUACCUGUUGUCAAACAAUGAGAGUGUCAAGUCCAAGUUUCUGGAGAGCGUGCAAACAAAGUUGAAUGCAGAUGGUAAACUCCUAUCCAGUACUGUCACCCUACAAUUUAUGUCCGAGUACUCCCAAAGUGAAGGGCCUGUCACUGAGAGUCUUUUGCCUGUAGUGACUGGGCACUCCACUGGUCAAGGAGUUCUAAACUUCUUCAAUGAUGAUGUCUACUUCAAAAACUUGUCCUCUACUACACUGGGAAAUACACUGAUGGUGAUUGAUGUGCUUCCUACCACAAUGCCGCUUUUUGACAAGCUACAGUUUUGUGUACCCAGUGGUGCAGGAGUAAUUGCCAUUCCAGGCAAACAGACGCGAGGCAAAGGCCGUGGUGGCAAUGCCUGGCUUAGUCCUGUGGGCUGUGCCAUGUUCUCUCUCCUUGUCAGUGUACCUAUGGACAGUCCUCUUGGCCGACAUGCAUCCUACCUCCAACACAUCACCUCACUGGCUGUCGUGGAGAGUGUACGCUCCCUUCCAGGUUACCAGGACAUUGACUUAAGGUUGAAGUGGCCAAACGACAUAUACUUUAGUAACAAGAUGAAGCUUGGGGGAGUCGUUAUUAAGUCAACCAUCACUGAUGGUGUUCUUCAAGCAAACAUUGGUUGCGGUUUUAAUGUCAGCAACAAGAAUCCAACAAUUUGUAUCAACGAUCUGAUCGAGCGCCACAACAACGAGACAGGAAACACACUGGAUCUGUGUAGUAAAGAACAAUUGGUAGGACGUACAGUGUCCAUCAUAGAACACCUGAUCAACCAGUUCCAGACUGAGGGUGAAAGCAAGUUCCUCCAACUCUACUGCCAACGCUGGCUACACAGUGGCAGUCGUGUGCAUCUAGAGGAGGAGAAUAUUGAUGUAACAAUACAGGGCCUGGAUGAGUACGGCUAUCUGGAUGUGAUCGCAGAUGAUGGAACUAGACACUCAGUACAGCCUGAUGGAAACAGCUUUGACAUGAUGAGGAAUCUGAUCUCCAUGAAGACUCGUUAGAAAAUUUCACCAGGAAAUGAUUCAUUCCAUGAAGAAAUGGCAAUAAAGAAGACUUCCAUACAUAAUUUAGAUAUUAAUAAAUUAUGGAGAUGUGAAGGAUAGUCGAAGAAGAUAUAUAGAAUAUGUAUUUGUAAUUUAAAGUUAAAGGAACAGUACAUAUAUUACUAUUUAAAAGUAGGACUGAAGAUAUUGCAGAACUCCACUUUAGCCAAGAAAAGCUUUAGCCAAGAUCCUACACAAGUAUUGGUGGAUACACAGAAACCUCACACAAAGUCUGUAUAGUACAGUGUACCAGAUCAGAGAGUUAGAUGAAUGUGUGGUAAUUCUACAUUGUGAUUGAUAAAUAAGAGCUGUACUUAGCUGUUUUGAAUGGAGAGUUAGAUAUCAACCGAUACUUAAAAUUAAAAUCAGGAUAUCUCUGAACAUGUAAUUACACCUCUCCAGGAUUUAAUUACAGCACAGGGAAUCUUUAUGAAAUUUUAUGAACUUUUAAGAUGUGUGCCUGGACAGACUCUGAAUGUGGUUUGAAAUAAUUUAUAACAUCAUUUGUUGCACCUGUAGGACUCUACAACUUGUGAUGAGACUGUUAAUGUUUCAAGUUUACCAUGAACAGCAUUUAUUUUCUGAUGUCAAAUAUGACUACAUUUAAAAAGCAUUUCUGUGAAAUAUAAAUUAGUUACAUGCGUCCUUUUUGAUAAAAUAUUCAUUAACAGAAUGGACCUCAAUUCCUUUAUGAUAUAUACAAAGUAUGUAUCAAAUUAGCACUGACAUUUCUUACAUUAUCUGAAAAAUCUUUUACACUUUAACAAUUGUAAAUGUUCUUUAAUAUAUAUGCAGCAAAACAUCUAGAGGAAAACAUUUUCAAAAAAACACAGCAAAUAAGUCCAACAAUUUAGUUUGGGUUGAUCUACAAUUUUUUCAUAUAUAUAUUGUCAUCUUAUUCAUAAAAUUGAAUGCAGAAUAAUUUUGUAGCUAGCAAAGACAUUUUUUUUCAUUCUUUUUUUAUUCAAGUUGCCGAAAUAAAAUAGAAAAAUAGUGAAAUUCCUUGGAAAGUAGGUAUCCUCAGGUAGCAAGAGGAACCUUCAAGCACAAUUAAUGAUUUUGAUUGGAAUAUCAACAUUUUGUAAAUUUUGUGCAUUAAUAGGAAUUUUGUGGAUAUGAUAUUUGUUUUAAUUUCCUACACCAGCUUUGCCUUGCUUGCAGUUCAUACCACAGCUUACCUUUGUGUACAUGUUAAUAUGUAAUGAAUUUUUUUGCAUUUUGAAAACUAUUUACAUUACAUGGUCAUAUCUUUUACAGUUAGUGAAAUGUUUAACAGUUAAGUGUACAUGCAUUAAUUAAAAUGAAGUGCUAAUUAUAUCUUACUUACAGUAAAAUGGUUGUUGGUGCCAAUAUGCAAAAUGAGUAUGUUUAUUUACUCAUUGAAUAGAAAUUUGUAUUGACUUAAUUGCUAUUCUUAUAAUUAAAACACAGUAAAAUAUGUAAUAAAUGGAUGCUAUACUUGUGAUAUAUAUGCUUUUGGGUUUAUCCUUUGGAGUUUUUUUUCACAAAUAUGUCUCUGUAAUACAUUUACACUUUAAACAUACGAUUUCCUUAAAAAAUAGUUUGUCAAGGAAAAAAGAGAAAAUGUUCUCUGUGUAAGCUAUUGAAAUGAUGAGUUUGUUACGAGUUAUUGAUUUGUGAAUAAAUUUCAACACACA